Messenger RNA from Mercurialis annua (annual mercury), 1887 nucleotides. RefSeq lists its product as uncharacterized. Bases 1 to 1887 code for a protein of 628 amino acids. The transcript has 6 exons. NCBI's taxonomy places the organism in Eukaryota, Viridiplantae, Streptophyta, Magnoliopsida, Malpighiales, Euphorbiaceae. The record is from RefSeq and is a predicted model, not a curated record.
AUGGUGGAGCUGAUGGUCCAUCACGUGCCACACCCGGUGGCUUUGGCAUAUGUUGCUUCAUUUGUUAUCAUAGGAAGCAACAGUUAUGGAAAAGAUCCUGAUAUGAUACAAAUAAAUCUAUUAAAAUCCUUAAUUGCUAAUAAAAGACCACAUAAAACGGAGAUUCAAGCAAAAGAAGAAAAUCAAAAAGUCGAAAACUUGACAAAAAAUAAAUUUCAAGCAGAAGAAGACCUUCAUAAAAUCAGCCUUUCAAACGGAGAGACGAACUCUGACGAACUAAGUUCGUCUCCACCACAGAGACGAACUCAGUUCGUGAUGAGCAGCUGCCGGAAAACAAUUUCCGGAAUGACAACAUUGAAGGUUCUUGUAUACUAUGAUGGAGUAUGGGAUGAAAAUCUAAACUACUCAAAUUAUAAGAUCAAGGGUAUUUUAGUUAAAGACGAUGCGGAAUUUGAAACUCUAAAAGCAUUGAUUUUCAGUAUACUUAAGGUUAAAUUUGGGGAAACUGAAAUACACAUCAAGUAUCAGUUGGAACCAAAUCAGCAAGCUGUGGACAUUGAUGAUAAUGAAAGCCUUCAAUUUUAUAUUGAGAUUAAAAGAGAGGAUGCUAGAAUUACACGUUUUCCACUGUGCAUCACAACUAUAGGGUAUGAGAUUCAGAAUGUCAUUGAAAUGGACACUGAAACAGUUGAAGAUACGAAUGAAGACAUACAUGAGGCGUCAUAUCCCAGUCCUACAGCAAUGGAUAUUGUUACAUAUGCUGAAAUGAUAUUCAAGCAGACGGAACAUGACGAAGCAGAACGACAGACAAUCGAGGACGGGGAGAAUGAAAUUGUAUCGUCACAAAGUGUCAAAGAAGCCUUUAAAGGGCAGAUAUUCAAGGAUAAAAAGACAAUGAAAUCAUGUUUGUGUUUUUACGCAAUUGAAAAAAAAAUUCAGUUUGCUGUAAGUAAAUCGUGCAAGCUCGAAUACGUGAUUCAUUGCCUUUAUGAUCAAUGCAACUGGAAUUUAAGGGCUUCGAAAGACGGAAAGACAAGCAUGUUUAUUAUAAGAAGAAUGGACGAUAUUCACACAUGUCCCCCGAAAUUCAGAAUGGAAGAACAACGGCAAGCGACAUAUUCAGUAAUUGGGGACUUGAUAAAAUCAAAAUUCUUGAAUAUAAAGACCGUGUACACACCGGCAGACAUUAUUUCCGAUAUGCAAAGAGAUUUUGUAGUUGUUUUGAAUUACAACAAGGCUUGGAGAUCCAGAGGAAAAGCACUUGAGUUAAUUAGAGGUAAACCAAGAGAUUCAUAUUCAGUUUUGCCUAAUUUUUUGAAUAUGUUUGUGAAAACAAACCCAGGAUCAGUUGUAGAUCUACAAACAGCAGAAGGGAAUAAAUUUAAAUAUGUUUUUAUGACUUUGGAUGCAUCCAUAAAGGGCUGGAAUUUUUGCAGACCGGUUAUUGUAGUGAAUGGAACUUUUUUAAAAUCAAACUAUGGAGGAACACUACUAACUGCAUCUACACAAGACGGUGGGGGUAAGAUAUUUCCACUUGCAUUUUAUGUGAAAAUAAAAGGAGCUUUUAGAGAAAAGGAGAAGUUAUGUAUUGUAUCUGAUAGACAUGAUAGCAUUAAAAAGGCUGCAAAUUCAGUAUUUCCUCUUGCUAGUCAUGGUAUUUGCGCGUAUCAUCUCUUGUGUAACGUCAAAAAACAAUUUAAAGUUAAUCCUAAAAAUCCAAAGAGUUUGAAGGACUGUUUUUUUGGGGCUGCGAAGUCGUACACGAAAAAAAGUUUUGAUUACUUUAUGGCAGAACUAGAUAGCAUCAACGUAGCAAUACGACCAUACCUUGUUGGUGUUGGGUUAGAAAAAUGGGCAAGAGCAUAUUCAACUAAAAACAGGUACUGA